AUGUACCAAUUAACCUAUGAACCAGUGUGGAAGGAAGUAAUUCCUGAAGAAAAUACGUAUGGAGAUUCUAUCUUAAGUUACUACAUUGUUUCCAAGGCUGGUGAAAUAGAGAUAUUACCAGAGAACACAGUUACCCACUGUAGUGGUGCUGCUAGCGGUAGCCUGAAGGAAGAAAGAAUGCAAACAGAAAACAUCACAAAGGGAAUAAUUUUCUUCCUGACUACUGCCAUCGGACUGUGUGGUAAUUUAUUGAUUGUACUACUCCUGUUUGGCAUUGCCUUUCAAGAGAAGAAGAUGAUGCCUGUAGAGAUAAUACUCUGCUUCCUUGCUACUUCAAAUCUGAUGUUUCUUUUAAAUCUAGGACUGCCACAUUCACUCUUUGCAUUUGGUGUAAAAUACUUCUAUACAGACCUUGGUUGCAAAUUUGGGCAAAUUUUUAUGAGGUCAUCCAGAGUGAUGGUAAUUAGCCAAACCUGUUUGCUCAGCUGUUUCCAGGCAGUGACCCUUGCAUCCACUAAUCCCACAUGGGCUGGUCUGAAAAGCAAAAUGCAAAAACAUAUCAUUCCUAUCAUCAUGUUUCUUUGGUGUCUAAGUGUUGCAUCAAGCAUCAGUUCAGCAUUAUACCCCGUUGUUAGUAUUAAUGCCACUGAACUAAAACAUACUAUGAACCUGGGCUAUUGCCUUUCAGUUUAUCCUAGCAAAUUUCUGUUUGACCUUAUUGGAUUUAUCUCCUUUGCUAGAGAUGGAACAUUUGUGGUCCUCAUGGCCAUGGCUAGCAUUUAUAUUUUGGUGGUUCUACUCAGCCACAGAAAGCAGAUGAAGGGGAAAAGGAGUUCAGACCACAGUAAAGAUACCACAGCAGAGCUACAAGCAGCAAAGAUGGUUGUUACUUUUGUUACGGUAUAUGCACUGCUUUUUGGGAUUGAGAACACUAUAUGGUUUUAUCAAAUUAUAUUUAUGAAGGAAGCCAACAAUGCUCUCAGUGACACAAGGCUUUACCUAUCUUUCUACUUCUCUGCUUCCUUUCCUUUCAUACUUAAUGCCUUCUACCAGAAAGUUAAAAACAAAAUCAGAUUUUGUGCCUGA
Messenger RNA from Protopterus annectens (West African lungfish), 1086 nucleotides. RefSeq names its product olfactory receptor class A-like protein 1. NCBI's taxonomy places the organism in Eukaryota, Metazoa, Chordata, Ceratodontiformes, Protopteridae. The coding region runs from base 1 to 1086 and encodes 361 amino acids. Gene Ontology annotation, molecular function: pheromone receptor activity. The record is from RefSeq and is a predicted model, not a curated record. Gene Ontology annotation, biological process: G protein-coupled receptor signaling pathway. Gene Ontology annotation, cellular component: membrane. The transcript has 2 exons.